This is a messenger RNA of Amborella trichopoda, 544 nucleotides long. RefSeq lists its product as uncharacterized. Lineage: Eukaryota; Viridiplantae; Streptophyta; Magnoliopsida; Amborellales; Amborellaceae. The record is from RefSeq and is a predicted model, not a curated record. Gene Ontology annotation, cellular component: Golgi apparatus.
UCUCAUAAUAACGUGAUCACUGCUGCCUCUUCCCAUAUUCAGUCUCUCUCUUUCUCUCUCUCUCACUCUUGAGUUACAUCGAUGUAACCAUGCCUCUGAGGAGGCUUUUAGAAGUAGAAGCCCCUGGGCCUAUGAGAUACAUAAUUGGGGCCAUAAUAAUGAUGGUGGGGGUGGUCUUACCAGUCGGAUACAUGAUGUUCAGGAACAAGCGUGUCCCCAAUUCCUCUACUUAUGCAAAGCAGACGUAGGAGUAAAACGAUGAUAUAGAGGCUGCUAGGAGAAUCUGAUUGGUUGUUCUCAUUUGCUGUUGGAAGGACUGUAAGGUUGGCUGAUAAUGAGUGAUUAGACAACAUGGCCAUCACUCACUUGUCUGGAUUCAGUUUCUAAUGAAAUUCCAUUCUGAAACUUGUUAAUCACCUUAAUUGUUCAUACCUAAAGAUCCUUGCUAUUUACACAAUCAAAUGUUUAUAGAGUUAUUCUUUAUGGUGUAUGGACAAUGCAGUUUUAUUUCGUUUAGUUAACAAAUCAUAUAACAUUUUUUAUU